UUCUCUUGACCUCCCAACGACGCGUACAGCCUACAGGAAAUGUUCCAGGAUUCAUCGAACAUGGACCGUGUAACACAAUUUCAAGAUGCAAUUCAGCAGCUGCUUUUGAUCAUGUCUAGCAGUAUCGGGUACCUCUCAACGCGCCAGACAUCAACUGAAAUACCGGUUACAAAGCGGAGAAGCUCGGACAAGUAUGACUCUAUAGAAGACUUUGAGGAGAACAAACGGGAAGUUGUUACGGAUUUGAUUGUGAAAGCUAAGCAGCUGGAGUUUCUCAUAAGCUCGUUUCCGGAGGCAGAGUUAGAAGAAGAACAGGCUCGGAGACUAGAAAUGCUUGAAGACGAGGCGCAGAAAACAAACGAAGAAUACGUUCAGAUAGUUGCUCGUACGAGUUGGAUCCCUUCAUUUACAAGUCACUGAAGCACUUCGCCUUGUACUAUGCGGAAAUCUCGACGCGGGUGCUUCGCCAGAUUAAGAGUUUACCCAAAGUCGAAAGAGGAGCUUGGAAAUGACACUUAAAGUUCAUCAUAGAAGUGCACCCUAAACCCAACUCGGAGUCUACCUCGCACGACAUCCCGUUUCUAUGUCAAAGUGUCGAAGAACGUCGUCUCUCGGCGAUGGCAUCUGUGGUUGGUUUCGCUUCCGUCGCAAUCUCCACAUCCUCUCGUCAUGAACGACUUCCCAUCGACGUCUUUCAUGUCCUUACAUAUGGCUGCGGUCGUUUAUCAUUCCUCACUUCACGCAUUUGAAACAUUUAUCCUAUCGAGCAUAGUUCAAUGGCAGUGUGAAAAUUAUCAUUGUCAAGCUGAUUUCGCUUCCGU
This is a messenger RNA of Marasmius oreades (fairy-ring Marasmius), 821 nucleotides long. RefSeq lists its product as uncharacterized. The transcript has 5 exons. Gene Ontology annotation, molecular function: transcription coregulator activity. Bases 40 to 420 code for a protein of 126 amino acids. Gene Ontology annotation, biological process: regulation of transcription by RNA polymerase II. The record is from RefSeq and is a predicted model, not a curated record. Gene Ontology annotation, cellular component: mediator complex. NCBI's taxonomy places the organism in Eukaryota, Fungi, Basidiomycota, Agaricomycetes, Agaricales, Marasmiaceae.